AUGACUGAAUUUGACCAGGGAUGGGGAACGACGAUCGUUCUCGGGAUACAUCCCUCCCCGAGAUUGCUUCCCUUGCAUCCCAUGGAGCUAUUUGAUGGGAGGAGGAUCACCGGCUGCGUGUUUGGAGACUUCAAGGGAAAGUCCCAGCUCCCGGCCAUCGUAGACAAGUGCCUCACAGGGGAAAUUAGGCUAAAUUUGGAUGGGUUCAUAACCCACGAGCUUCCAUUCACGGAGAUAAACAAAGCUUUUCAAUUGCUAGAGGAAGGAAAAUCCCUGAGGUGCUUGCUCCACCUUUGAUGUUCCUCUGAUAGAGAUGACCGUGGGAGACUUGGAAAUUAGUGUUUUUAUAUGCUCGUGGAACAGACAAGAGUAGGUGGUUUCUAAAAUAAUACUAUUUACCAAAUAAAGAUAGAAUAUUUCUAAAAAAAAUUACUAUUUCAACUGUUUGGGCCAUCGGAUGCCUGAUUUACCAUUUGGUGGUGAGAAUAGUAUAAAAGUAGUUAUUUUCAGAUGCAUUCUUGUUCAACCCUUUUUUAUAUUUCUAUAAAUGCUGACUUUACUUUUUUAUAUUUCUAUAAAUGCUGACUUUAAUUUGGAGUACUUGUCAAUUAUUAUUUAUUUAUUCUCAAUUAUAAUGCAUGAUUUUGUGAGGUACC
Molecule: messenger RNA, 656 nt
Organism: Ananas comosus (pineapple)
Lineage: Eukaryota; Viridiplantae; Streptophyta; Magnoliopsida; Poales; Bromeliaceae
Product: alcohol dehydrogenase-like 3
Exons: 3
Coding region: 1-297 (98 amino acids)
Biological process (GO): formaldehyde catabolic process
Cellular component (GO): cytosol
Molecular function (GO): zinc ion binding; S-(hydroxymethyl)glutathione dehydrogenase [NAD(P)+] activity
Source: RefSeq, a predicted model, not a curated record